Molecule: messenger RNA, 4440 nt
Organism: Necator americanus (New World hookworm)
Lineage: Eukaryota; Metazoa; Nematoda; Chromadorea; Rhabditida; Ancylostomatidae
Exons: 5
Coding region: 1-4440 (1479 amino acids)
Biological process (GO): DNA integration
Molecular function (GO): nucleic acid binding
Source: RefSeq, a predicted model, not a curated record
AUGACCGACUCACCAACCAUACGCCGCCAAAUCGGAAAACUCUCAAGACAACUGCCGAGACAUAUUGGAGCAAUCUACGACGUCCUUGCUGACUACGAGCUGACAAUCGACAAUGUGCAACUCAAUCAUGUCGACUCCAAUGACCUACCAAUGCUGCGCAAAGAUUGCCUGAACGCCCGAUCGAAUCUGCUCAUCAGCUAUACCAGACUUGAGCAACUUCACCAGAACUGGAUCUCACUCAUUGCCGCAGACAAAGAAGAGGAAAUGGUAUUCUCUCAGUACAUCGACAAAUAUGGAGACUAUCGUACCACUCUACAAGAGGCAGUACCAGUUCUUGAGAAAAUGGACACCGCUCUUGACGCAAUCGAAGAAGAGUUCAAGAAACGCCAAUUUCCGCUUCCAGGUUUCAUCCCCACUACCCCGGCAACAUCAGAAGCUCUCUCCCUCGACUCGCAGAACCCGAAAACGGAACAACGGAACGACAUCUCAACGCCAGUUCCCCUCCAAACUGAACAAGUGGUGCUUCCACAUCAUCCUAGACCCAGUAUGAUCGACCAAUCCUCGCGAAGCCUUUGCAAUUUCGUCGACGCAUCGCUUCUCAGUAAAGUCGAUCUUCCGAUGUUCAGCGGUUCGAUCCUUGAGUUCCAAGAAUUCUGGGAACGUUUUUCCACCUUGAUCGGAAAUAAACCGCACAUCGAUGACGCAACCAAGUUUUCCCUGCUGAAAUCUUCACUCAAGGGAAGAGCACUCCACUGCAUCCAAGGCCUCCCGAUUACAUCCGCCAACUACCACAUCGCGGUCGACAUUCUCAAAACGCACUUCGACGAUCGAGUGACAACGCGACAUGUACUGUUCUCCAAAUUAGCCAGUCUUCCCCCAUGUGAUCCAGCAGGAAAAGAGCUACAGGUACUUUAUAACCAAAUGUAUGCUCUAAUACGACAAUUUUGCACUUAUGAAGACGACAGCAGAGAAUAUGGUCCUGGAGCUAUUCUCCUAAACAAGCUACCGCGCCACGUGAGGAGCCGGAUCUACGACAAAACCAACAACCAAGCCAAUCUCACCCCAACAGCACUCAUCCGCAUUCUCACGGACAUUGUCAGGAAAGAAUCCACGUUGCGCGAAAUGGAGUUCCAGGAACCCGACUCUACGAACAGACCACUCGCAUCAACGACAAUGGAGACGCCGCCUGUUCAGGCAGCUAAUGGUAGCGAACAUCCUAACCAAAUUCAGAAGAACCGAUUUCAUCGACCAUCACAGCGACAACCUCACGAACGGCAGGGACACAUACACUUCUCCGAACAACCUUCACUCCCACCUAACCUUGCGGAACCAGCCACUACCCUUCACACCACUCAGCUACCACAGGGAGCAGUCAAACCUCCACUAAUGUGUGCCGACGUCGCACUUUUCAACCCAGACGACGAAAGUAAGGAAACUCACGUCACAGCUCUACUGGACACAGGAGCUUCCCAAUCCUACAUCUCAAACGACCUGAUCGAACAACUCCAACUACGACCUUCGAACCCACAACGAAUCACAAUGUUCACGUUCGGAACGGAAGAACCAAUAUCAGUGGAAGCCACUAAUCACGAAAUCGGCAUCCGCUGCACGGACAACACCACACAUCUUCUCCACGUCCAAGCACUACCUGUGCUAACCAGGGAAAUCAACAUAUCUUACCUACCAAACGGAUAUCGAAUCUUCGAAACUCGAAUCGGCAAAAUCGUAGCGGACAACACCUUCCGACUCAACGCCUCGAAUGACGUCGUCUUCACCUUCUCCACUUCAAUGACCAAUCCUGCUCGCCACUCCGACUUGGUAGAACUCGUUGAACGUUUCUGGUCAAACGAAUCUUUAGGAAUAGUCGACAAUCCCAAUCAAUCCGAUGAUGACAAGUGCUUGGAAGACUUCAACAACUCAAUCAAGUACAACGAGCAGGAACGACGAUAUUCGGUAAAACUUCCAUUCAAAGACCAGCUAAAGAGAGGUAUAAUAGAAGAAAUCGAUGAAUGCCGAUCAGCCAACAUUAGUCAUUACCUCGCUCACCAUGGUGUCAUCAGCGAGUCGAAAAAACACACGAAGAUUUCGUCGCGUUCUCUUCGGCCUCAUAUGUUCCCCGUUCCUACUUGCUGCAACCAUCCACUACCAUCUUGCAAGUACAGGAACACCGCUCGCGAGAAAAAUACUGCGGAACAUCUACGUCGACAACGUAUUUUACGGAAUAUCAUCUGUGGACGAAGGAAAACGAUACUACGAAGAUUCGAAACAACUUUUCCAGAACGCAGGAAUGAAUAUCAGAGACUAUGUCAGCAACAAUCAGGAACUGAACAGAUUCAUGGAGGAACAAGAAAAAUCCAAAGUCGACGAACAAUGCAAAAUCUUAGGCGUGACAUGGAAAACUACUACGGACGAAUUCAAAAUACACCUACCAAGAUGUACAACAGGAACAACAUGGACAAAAGGAGAGUGCUACAAAAAGUAGCAAGCACCUACGAUCCCUUCGGUUGGAUCUCACCAGUCGUACUCGUGGGAAAAAUUUUCAUCCAAAAAUUGUGGACGGAAAAUAUCACCUGGGAUGAAUCACUACCACAACACCUGCUUGAGGAAUGGACGCAAAUCAGUGAGUCGUGGACCUUGUCUUCGGUGACCUUUCCACGUUUGCUAAUACAAAACAACGCACCCGACGCAAAAUACGACAUCCACGUCUUCACCGAUGCGUCACAGUCCGCAUACUCCGCCUCUUCCUACUUGCUGGAAAAGAUCAAUGGUCAUCCGAAACGAGCAAUGCUAUUGGUUUCAAAAUCACGUCUGGCUCCGAAGAAACCUCUGAUGACCAUACCAAAACUGGAACUCUCGGGUCUACUCAUCGGCGCCAAUCUACUCCACUAUCUGAAACUCCAUUUGGACAUCCCGAUAGACCGAUCUUUCCUGUGGUCGGACAGCAGAGUCGCUCUCUCAUGGACACAGUCAGACAAGGACCUUCCCAUAUUCAUACGUAACCGCGUUCGAACAAUUCGAGAAAAGGCUAAAGAUGCAAUAUUCCGUCACAUACCAGGUUCACUAAACCCUGCAGACGUUGCAAGCCGGGGAUGCACAAUCAACGAACUGAUUUCCAACAAUCUCUGGUGGAAUGGACCAAGUUUCCUCCUCAAAGAAGAAGACACGUGGCCAAGCGAAAAGAUUGACUCAGAUGCCGAAGAACACCUUGCAUCCACCGUAUGCUGUACUACACAUCAAGAGCCAGAAAAUGAACCGAUGACACCAGUCAUGGAAUCUGAAAGGUUCAGCAAAUGGACCUAUAUGCUGAGGACACUCGUGACGAUCCUCACCUUCAUCACCAGACUUUCGACGAAGGCUACCCAACACUUCGGAACUACGAAGAAUGCUUUAAGAUCCGCAGCAGAAAUAAUUCUAUUCCGAAUGGCUCAAAUCGAGGACCCACCCUGCAGUGAUCUGCAACGUCAACUUACACUCUUCAAAUGCGGACGGACAAACUUGUUCAGAGUUCGAACAAGAAUCUAUGAGUCUGCACUACCUCCGGAGACGAAAGAACCGAUUUUACUUCCACGUAAAAGCAACAUCACCGAACUAUUCAUCCUACACGUCCACAAACUGAAUCACCAUUCUGGAACAGAACAAACGUUAAUCGAACUCCGAAAAUCAGUAUGGAUCCCCAAAGGAAGGUCAACAGUGAAACGCGUCAUCAACAAGCGCUGCUUCCUUUGCAGACGAAACAAUGCGAAACCCUUCAAGCUACCGGACUUCCCUGCACAUCCUGAUUAUCGUGUCAACAAACCCAAUUAUCCCUUCGAAAACUGCGGACUUGAUGUCAUGGGACCAAUGAAGUACAAAUCCAAACAUGGGGAAACCAAAAAAUGCUGGAUCCUACUAAUAACCUGCUUGAACUGCCGUGCCAUCGUAGUCGACGUUAUACGAAGUCUCUCAUCAAAUACAUUCCUCCAUUGUCUACGACGCUUCAUUGCCACGAACGGGUGCCCGAAAAGAAUAAUCUGCGACAACGCUCCCGCAUUCAAGGCUUUCGCACAAACACAAUCGGAUGAACCCAUGAACGAGGAAAGAGCAGAAGACUUACUGGACUACUGCGCAACCAACAAGAUCCAGUUCAAGUUCAUACCUGCGUUCAGUCCGUGGCAAGGAGGAUUUUAUGAACGGAUGAUAGGCAUUUUCAAGACCGCCUUCACGCAAGCCACAAGAAAUCGGACACUUCUCAUGGACGAUCUACACACCUUGGCAAAGGAAUCAGAAGCCAUUUGCAACUCAAGACCUCUCACAUACGUGAACGACCAAGAAGACUUCUUGCCUUUACGCCCAGUUGAUUUCAUACGUCCCACAGCUCGUCUAUCUUUUCCCCGUCUGCUCAAUGAAGACGAUGAAUGGAGACCACACUACACCACAAGAGACGAUCUGAUUAAAGACUGA